UGUUGACUAAAUUUCAACUUUAUUCUAGCCAUCGCUACGAAUUGUUUUAAAUUCCCUGAAGUAAGAAUGGAUUGCAUCACGGACGUGUCUCGUCUACAGAUAAUGAUCACCGAACAUAGCGGGGCUUCUCACUAUUUUCAAAGUGAUCCGAAUGUGGAAGAUUUAUGGAGCGAAGAGCCCCGUUGCUUUCUGAUCUUCAGACCGAAAGGAAAUUAUGUGACAUUUUUAAAGCGUGGAUUUGUAGACAGAGCGGAUGAAGCGGACGGAGAAUAUAUCCAUCGGGUAAAUAUUUACAACGGCUAUGGAUUAAUAAUGAUGAAUUCGCCGGCGGAUCGCACAGAAAAUUCUUCAAAAUCAAAAAUAGACCCUCAAUUAAAAUCUACACCUAUUUUAGGUGUCCGAUCAGAAGUGUCGUCAAGACCACGAAAUAAUUUGAAUAAUCUAAUUAUACAUUCAAAAUCAAUAUGCUGCCAAAAAAUAUUCUCGAAUAAGAGAACUGACUCCCCCACAAACUCUGCAAACUAUUUAUUUUACUCAAGGUUAAAUUCGCCAUCGAAAAUAAACACUGACUUCGAUCAGAUUAAAAGGCAUUUCAAAUUUCCUCCAAAUCUAGGAGCUCGCAUUGAAGAUCUGAAUGAGCGUUUGAAGGCUCUAAACGCCAAGAAGCUGAACGUUUAUCUUAAUAAAAAUUCCAAGACGCUAAAGUUGUCUGGCAAAGGACGCUUUUGCACUGAAAAACAAGCUGCAUUCUCCAGAAACAAACUGGAAUUAAUCAAUUCGAUCCCAAGGAAUCCAAGACGGAUUGAAUCCAGCAAGGAAAUCCUUCAAACUAAGUCAGAAAAUUGCAAAGGGUCACAGCGGAGGAAUCUGAGAAGUGUUCUGAACAUUUUGGGGAAGCUGAAUCUAAAUGAUUACGCAAGAACUACUUCGCAAGGCGGAUAUUGCUUGUGGAAAUUCUUGAUGUGGAGUUUCAUUUUCGCCACCUUUAUUGUUCAUGGCGGGGCGCUGCGCUGCCUCAAAUGCAACAGUCUGGUGGAUGGAGACUGCAUCGCAGGACGAGGUGCUGCCGUCACCUGUAACGACACCGAGCGCUACUGCGCCGUGCUUGCAGGCUACCUCGGCCUUAAAGAGGGUGCGGCGCUGGUGGUGAUCCGCGCCUGCUCCCCCGUGGACCUGACCAACAGAUGCCACUUCGUGAGUGCGAUUACGAAGAGCGCCGGUGAUGCAAGAGCGCGGGAUAACCAGAGCACGAACGCAGGAACGCGGGGUGACCGGGACGCGAAAGCAGGAACGCGUGGUGACCGGGACGCGAACGCAGGAACGCUGGGUGACCGGGACGCGAAUGCAAGAGCGCGGGAUAACCAGAGCGCGAAUGCAGGAACGCGGGGUGACCGGGACGCGAAUGCAGGAACGCGGGGUGACCGGGACGCGAAUGCAGGAACGCGGGGUGACCGGGACGCGAAUGCAGGAACGCGGGAUAAUCGGGGCACUAACGCGGGAACGCGGAUCAGCAAGGAUAGCAGCUCCGUGAACUGCUACCGCACUUGCCAGAGCGACCUAUGCAAUGUGCAUCUUAUGCCGUACCUCGCGUCCAGCGGGCACUUCUCGGGAGCCCCUGCAUUUCGGGAAGGAGGUCUCGGUUUCAUCGCCUGCUUCGUGAUGAUGAGCCUUGCUGUACAAAUCCUGUUGAUCAAACGGUAA
This is a messenger RNA of Hyalella azteca, 1701 nucleotides long. RefSeq lists its product as uncharacterized. Lineage: Eukaryota; Metazoa; Arthropoda; Malacostraca; Amphipoda; Hyalellidae. Bases 67 to 1701 code for a protein of 544 amino acids. The record is from RefSeq and is a predicted model, not a curated record. The transcript has 3 exons.